CACUACAAUAAUUUCCCAGAUGAUUUCUUAAUAAUGAGGGAUUCACACUGACAUGGCUGAAGUCCUUCCAACAAAAGCGCUGAAAACAUUUGCUGCUCUGACGUGUCCGAGAACAACUGGGAGUCUCAGUAACCUCAGUCUGGGUGAAAAACGAGUUGAAGAAGAAAGGCGUUAUCAGACCUUCAACCAAAAAGCAACACACCAACUCCCUGAGCGUCUAUCUGUGAAGAGAUGAUCCUCAGCACUGCCCAGUUUAGAUGAAACUUCUCAGGGUGACAGACUGUGGGUGAUCUGAAAGGAAGGGGAGCGUGGCCAGGGCCAUGAACGCAGUGAAGAGCGCUGAGCAGAGGCCUGAACUCAUCCAUGGCUGCAGGAACACAGGGAACCCCAACGGCCAGGCCGGCUCCAGGCCCACGCCGAACACACACCGAAAGAACGUCCUACAGUUGAGGCUCCAGCAGAGGAGGACACGAGAGCAGUUAGCAGACCAGGGCAUCAUGCCGCCCCUGAAGAGUCCAGCUGCAUUCCACGAGCAGAGGAAAAGUCUCGAACGAUCCAAGACUGGAGAUUAUUUAAAGCAUAAAAUCAGAAGUAGACCUGAGAAGUCGGAGCUGGUCAACAUGCGUAUUCUACAAGACUCGGCCAGCGACGGCUCUGCUCAAGACCCGCAGACCAAACUGAAGCGCGCCAGACUCGCUGAUGACCUUAACGAGAAAAUCGCCCUGAGACCAGGCCCUCUGGAGCUGGUCGAGAAGAACAUCAUUCCUGUCGAUUCCACUGUUAAAGAGGCUGCUCUGAAAGUGAAUCAUGGGAAGUUCCCCAAGCAGGAGGACUCGUACGCGUUUGAGGAGGACAGCAGCAGUGAGAGUUUGUCUCCGGAGCAGCCCCUCAGUGACGAGUCCCAGAGCUCAGCCGGACCCUUAGCAGAACCCAAGAGCAGCGUCCCCUCCCCCUCACUGACCAGCCCAGUGCAGGGUCCACAGACCAGAGAAACUCCAAUUCAAAACCCAGAUGAAAGUGCUCACAACCAGGCAGCUCCACCCAUACCAGUCCCUGCUAUAAUCAAGCAGUCCAAAACAUCAGACAAGAACCGUCACAAGAAGCCUAAAGACAUCAAGCCCAAAGUGAAAAAGCUGAAGUACCACCAGUACAUCCCGCCAGACCAGAAGGCGGAGAAGUCUCCUCCUCCAAUGGACUCGGCCUACGCUCGGCUCCUGCAGCAGCAGCAGCUUUUCCUCCAGCUGCAGAUCCUCAGCCAGCAGAAACACCAGCAGCAGACCCACCACCAGCACCAGCACCAGCCCCCAUGCCCACAGAAUCAGAGCUUCAGCUACCAGCCUCUGCACCAGCAUCCACCAAACAAGCAAACAAAUGAACAGCAGCACACACCAUGCAGUUCCAGUGGUGGCACAAGCACCGCCAGCAGCAGCUCCUCAUCUCCUGUGAAGAACACUUACUGCAGCCAGUCCAGCGUCACUCCAGUCAGACCAGGGCCUCUACCGGCCAACCUGGAUGACCUCAAAGUGUCUGAGCUCAGGCAGCAACUGCGGAUACGUGGUCUCCCGGUGUCUGGCACCAAGACGGCCCUCAUAGAAAGACUGAGGCCCUAUAAAGACCCUAGCUCCAGCUCCCCCUCCAGCUCUGGAGACAUCACUACCGUAACUUUCCCGGUAACGCCAACAGGUUCUCUCUCUUCCUACCAGUCUCCCAGCUCUUCUAGUGCCAUGUCUCAUGUGGGUGGCUACUACCCUUUCUGUAGCACCAGCUCCACCCCGCCCAUCUCUCCUGCCUCCUCAGAGCUGUCUGUCAGCGGCUCCUUGCCCGACAGCUUCAGUGACGUCACCAUGUCCUCUCCUCAGUUUGGUCUUCAGCCAUCUCCAGCUCAGCUGAGUGCCGACGAGAGCCAGAAUCUGGCUGCUGGCCUCUCUGGAGGAUGCCUGCAUGGAGACGCUCCACCAGGCCUCGAGGCUGAGAAGGACAAGAUGCUGGUGGAGAAGCAGAAGGUGAUCGAGGAGUUGACGUGGAAACUGCACCAGGAGCAGAGGCAGGUGGAGGAGCUGAGGAUGCAGCUGCACAAGAGAAAACACAGCCAUGGACUGCAGGAUCCUCAGGGUGGGCCCCGGCUUCCGCCACAGCACCAGCUGCACCUCCAGUCCCCAGGCCUGAUGCAGCAGCAGCACUUCUUUGGAGGCGUGUCCAUCAAACAGGAACAUGUGACCUCCAGCUGUCCAAUGUCUUCAAAGUCACUUAAGACUGGGUCCCCCAACAGCUGCAUGGAGGGCGUGGGUCACUGUGGAAUGAGUGGUGGGCUCCGGAAUUUGGACGUGCCUUCCUCUAGGAGCCCCUCCGGUCUGACGGCCUACCUGAGCCCACAGUGCUCGCCUCAAGACUCACCAGUCACCAAGAAUUCCAGCAGCCCACAGCCCAGCAGCCUGCCCCCUUCACCCAGCCAUCAGUACCUCCUCACACCUCCUCUGAGCAGAGACACCUGCUCACACCCUCUGCCUCACAGUGGGGCCAGGCCACAUCCCAUGCAGCUCCAGCAGAAGAAUGUUGCUCAGUCUGUGAGCUGUUCCUACGCACCUGAUCAAAGAAGCAUGCAGCCAGUGUAUCCAAGCAAUGCUGAGAACAACCUGAACCCCAGAGGGUCUUCUAAGGCCAAGAGCACAAACAUGCAGCACAAGAUGGCAAUAUUACACUCUCCCAGACAUGUUGACCAAAAGUGUGCUGCCUCCACCACUGCCUUCUGUAGCUCAGACUCUGCAUCUGCCAUUAAACAGCCCCCAUGCUAUGAAGAUGCAGUGAAGCAGCAGAUGGCCAGAAGCCAGCAGAUGGACGAACUUCUUGACGUCCUUAUUGAAAGUGGAGAAAUGCCAGCUAACGCCAAAGAAGAGCGGUCCCCUGUAACCAAAGUUGUGCCUCACCUUACAGUUUCACCCAGCAGCGCCGGCCAGACGCCCAUCCCCAAGUUCCACAGACACUACAGCCACAUGUCGCCCUCCCAGAUGCCAUAUGACCACGCUGCAGGUCAUGGAGACUACCAUCUGGAGGUGCUAUUGAGCAACCCCAUGAGCCGGCUGACUGACAUCAUCCAGCUGAAGAUGGGCACAGAGGAGGGCCAACUGGAGGAGGUGAGCGAGGGCUUCCCGGUGCAUCACCACCACAGUGACAAGUUGCUAAACAACCGCGACAUGAUGGACACGCCUUUGUCCCCCAUGGCCACCAAAGUAUCGCCGGUGCCUGUCGACGGCCAAGGGCUCGGGAUGACAUUCACAGAGUCGCCAUGGGAGACCAUGGAGUGGCUUGACUUGACCCCACCCAGCUCAGCCACAGCGUUCAAUAGCAGUAUGCCUCCUCCCGGGCCCAGCAUUUUCAACACGGAAUUCCUGGAUGUCACGGACAUCAACUUGAACUCUGCCAUGGAUCUGCACCUUGAUCACUGGUGAAGCUGACCCCAGCUAGAUAAAAAAUAAUAAUAAUCACUAAACCACACUAACGCCAAACGAGCGCACAGCCAAUGAACAGCAAGAAGCUAUGGGCUGACCCAUUCAAAUGUCAAGGAGUCAGCAAGUUUUACCCAAAGUUGCCUUAUGAGAAAUAUAUGCAUCAACAGAGACCUACAGUUUAACAGUGACUGUAUUGUUAGUAGAUAGUAUUGGUCCAUCAAAACUUGAAAAGUCUUUGGUGUAAUGUGUUCUGGGAAAGAAUGUUUUAUAAUUUACUGGAAACAGGAAAAGAAAAAUUAGCUACAAACCAAACUGCAUUCAAAGAUAAGGUCUAUAAUAAAUUCUAUAGUAUUAGCAACUCAUUUGUAAAUAUUAAACAGUACAGGUACAAAGUUCAAUUCUUCAUCACAUUCAUAGUGUGGAGAAACACUCCUGAAGUGUUCACUAAACUCAAGUAAUCACACAUUCUAAUGUGCUACUGUAAAUAUACAUUAAUGCUCACACUGCACCUUGAGUAGUAUAGUACUUUGUCACAUUUUGCUUUGCAUUUUUUUUUUCUUGGAAAGCAUGUAAUUGAAUAUUUUUUGUAGGUCCCCAGUUAAUCCUUUUAAUUUAUUUACGACUAUUAGCGUUUGUUAAUUAGAAUGUGAAAGCCUGCCUUAGUGUAACAUCCACAUCGUCACUGUCAUGCAAAGAAAACCUUGUAUCUUUACAAGAGAAAGAAAAUGCUUUCUUGACUUUUAAUUGAAGGAAGUCCCUGUAAAUAGAUUUUGUUCCAAUUCACUUUUAUAAAAAGUAUUGGUCCAUGAACUGCUGGGUUAACAAUUUCAAAAAUGACGUAAUGGAGAUGCAAGGUUUUUGGGUAACAGUGACAACACAUACAAACUAAACUAUACCUGCCAUUUUACUGUCACUAGGAACCCGUUUACACCAGGUCAUUUCAUGUGAUUAGUUCCUGGUUGUAUUCUGAUAUGAUUUUAUCAACAUGCAUAUUUACACUUAGUAGACAAAUGUGUAUCCAGUUAGUCAGAAUGAAAUUUGACUGUAUUGCAUUAGACAAAUCCGAUCAUUACACAACAACCAGUUAUGUUCAGACUAACCAACUCAGCAAUGAUGUACUGCAUGGGGAGGAGUUUCAGUAGUGGAAUAUGUCUUAAAGAGCUGUAAAGAGGGUUGAAUGUGUAUUGGGUGUUUUCAUACUUACAGUAUUUAUGCGGUUUGGCCUUAUCCAGACAUAAUCCUAAAACUUAUGACACAUUAAGUGACCAGGUGUAAACGGGGUCUAAACAACCUGUAGGAACCAGGACAAUGUCUGAAUUUUAUUUCAUUAAUGAACAACUACAUAUGAAGUUUUCUAGCCAUAUUUCUUUUUGUUUUGUUGAUAAAAACUAUGAGAAGUUUACAUUUGUUUACUGUUUUCCCCUAGGAUUUCAUUAUGGCUGUUUUUAGUUUUAGUGAUUUUAAUAUGACAAGUGACCCAUUUGGUAUCGUUGAAGACUUCACUUCUCAGAUGUAUUUAUUUGGACAUUUCCAUAGAUAUAUUUAUACAGAAGAUAUUUAUGAGACAUUCCUUUUUUAGGAACUGAAUUCAGAACUCAUAGAUCAAGAGACUAAUAAUAAUGUCCUAAUCUGAGUAGAUUUUUAUACAGAAGUGAAAAUCUUACCAGUGUGUCUUUAGAACUACCUUUUUUAUGUCUUACAACCAUUUUGCAGCACUAGGAGCUAAAGAACUGACUGCAACUAUCCACUUCAACACUUGCUAUGUAAACCAAAAAUAAAUGUUUUUUUUUUCUUUGGGCAGCAACAGCAUAUUUUUAUAUAUAUUUUUCUAGAACAAGAAGAUUAGUUUGUACUGAAACAAUCGGUUUAUUGUUCUCCACAAUUUAAAAUAAGUACUGAAUUAAAUGAUCCCUAUGCAAUAAAUUGUAAAAGUGAAAUGACGCAGGUGAUCACCACUACCUAUGAAGGUAAAUGUUUGGAAAUGGAGAACACCUAUUCUUAGUGACACUUGUGCAGAAUGAAGUGUAAUAAAUAUACUGUAUGCUGUUUUACUGUGAAGAUAAAUCAAACAUUAGGCAGGUUUGGGACCUGUGGACAUUUUCUCUUUAUAAAUGAAACAGUAUGUUCUAUGUGCUCUAUUGAAGCCUCUUUGUACAUUGUCAGAUUGCCUCUCAUCAGUCUUUCCUUUUAGACAGAGACGGAUCAAUAUCAGUCGAAACUGUGAACAGAUUGGUUAUGAAUUUUCAGUUUUGUACGUUAGUAGAUAUUUUGAAUGGUUUAUUUUAUAUUGUUACCUGUGGUACACUUAAGCCUAUAGAUAAUUCUAUUUUUGAACAUGUUGUUUUAGUUUCUAAAGCUUAAAAUGAUUUAAAAACAAAGCUCUUAUUUUGGGGAAAACAAACCAAAAAGACAUUCCAUUUUGUCCUCAAUUUUCCCACUUUUGCCCUUUUUGCAUUUUAAUUCAAAAUACACUCUGGUGUAGAGCUGGACAAUGACUUUUAUUAUAUAUCACAUUCUUAUUAUAGCAACUUCUUUUAAAGCAUCUUGUGAAUUUCAUCAUUGCCAUCACUGCAUGUUUCAUUACAAAGAGCAUAACUAGUUCUGUUUAAUUGGUAUGAUGUGCAGCAAAACUGCCUGGGUGAUAUGGUAAAAACACUAUAUCAUAAUAGACAUCAUUUACUUCUACAUUUACUUUAUUAGUAGCAGAUUCUAGAAAACAAGUCAGAUACUCCUCCAUACUUUGUAUAGAGAGUUCUAGUUAAAUUUUGCUGCACUUAAUCAAUUAAACAUAACUAAUUACACUCUUGAUAAUGAAACAUGCAACGAUAUUCAUAUGAUUAAAAACAUCAUGACAAUAAAAUGUAUUAAUAUGAUAGUCACAUUUCCCAUCCUAGUUUUUUAUUUUUAUUUUAUGUAUGCAAUGAAGGUACAACACUAGCCUUAUAUAAACAUCUGUCUAAUUUAGUUCAGGGUGUUUUGCUUUUUUAUUUUUAUUUUACUUCCAAUCCUAAAGCUUUGUUUUUUUAUGUGCCCAUUUUUCUUCUUUACGGAUGUUUUUUUUUUUUUUUUUUUCUAAUGCUGGAACAGGAAAUGGAGUUGUACACUAUGCACACACAACCAGAACAAGCCCACAAGCCUCGUAGCCAACCAGGUAACUGAGAAAGAGCUGAAUCAGAAAUGCAAUAGCCAUGAUAUCGAGUAUCUAUGAUCUCUCUAUCGUGCUGAAGAAAAUGUGUUAAUGUUGUUUCUCUCUACUCUUUUUUUUUUCUCUCUCUCUCUCCUGGGGAAGAAAUAUUUAGAUAUGACAAAAAGCUUUUGUACUGCUUGGCCACUGAACAGCUUUACAAUGUAAACCGUCUCAUAAUGUCUCCACCACUGUACUACUACUAUUAAAAGACUUCAAUAAACACUCAUUUCCAGAAAGAGA
Messenger RNA from Astyanax mexicanus (Mexican tetra), 6873 nucleotides. It is a transcript of the gene myocd, whose product is annotated as myocardin. NCBI's taxonomy places the organism in Eukaryota, Metazoa, Chordata, Actinopteri, Characiformes, Acestrorhamphidae. The coding region runs from base 321 to 3446 and encodes 1041 amino acids. The record is from RefSeq and is a predicted model, not a curated record. Gene Ontology annotation, biological process: smooth muscle cell differentiation; cardiac muscle cell differentiation. The transcript is spliced from 15 exons.